AUGGAGAGAGAGCGUGAACCUUCGGAGCAAGCGGUGAAUCUACGGGCAGUUUCCUCCAAAAACGGCGGGGAAAUCGUUUCCGAUGAACCGAUGGGGAUGGUUAACGCUAUGGCGAUGGAUGAGAGAGAGCAUGAACCUUGGGAGAAGUUGCAGGAGCAAGUGGUGAAUCCAUGGGCCGAUGAGUCGCUGAUUGAUCGUGUUCAGAGACUGACUUCUCGUCAACCGCACGUAUUCCUCCGUCGCGGUGUCUUCUUCGUCCACAAGUGGUGGGUCGAUACAAGGGUCUUACUUGUUCUUUAUGCUUCAAUUGGUGGCUUGCAAGAGACCUUCAAGGUCCCCCUCGUUAUACAGCUUACGGACGAUGAAAAAUGCAUCUGGAAGAACAUUACGGUAGAGGAAAGUCAAAGACUUGCCAGAGAAAAUGCCAAAGAUAUUAUCGCCUGCGGAUUCGAUGUAACUAAGACCUUCAUUUUCUCUGACUUCGAUUAUGUUGGCGGUGCUUUCUAUAAAAACAUGGUGAAGGUUUCAAAGUGCUUGAGUCUUAAUAAGGCUAAGGCAACCUUUGGCUUCAGAGAUAAAGAUCCUAUUGGAAAACUCAGUUUCCCUCCUGUGCAGGAUCCUUAUUUUAGGAUGACUCGCGACAUUGCACCCGGGUUAGGCUAUUGCAAGCCUGCUUUGAUUGAGUCUUCAUUUUUCCCUGCUCUGAAGGCAAGUACUUUCUUAAGUAGUCUAGAGUUACUGCAUGCUUAUAGCUUGUACAACAGACCUUCAUGCUUUUCAGCUAUUGAAUGCCUUGUUCACUUCUCGCAGGGAGAGAAUGGAAAAAUGUCUGCUAGUGAUCCAAAUUCCGCUAUCUAUGUGACUGAUACUGCAAAGGACAUUAAAAAUAAGGUAAACGGUGCGGUUAGUGGUGGGAAAGACACGGUCGAGAAGCAAAUAUUAUUAGGGGCAGACCUCGAGGAAUAUGGAGAGGGGAGAAUGCAAACCGGAGCAGUAAAAGGUCGUCUUGUUGAAGUUUUAACAGAAAUGGUGGAGAGACAUCACAGAGCUCGAGCUUGCGUUACUGAUGAGAUGGUGGAUGCGUUCAUGGCCGUGAGACCACUUCCAAACAUGUUCGAGUAA
This is a messenger RNA of Arabis nemorensis, 1122 nucleotides long. The record is from the annotation of a GenBank genome assembly. Lineage: Eukaryota; Viridiplantae; Streptophyta; Magnoliopsida; Brassicales; Brassicaceae.